AUGGUGACAUCAGAUAAGCAGUAUCCCACACAAGGGAAUUGGGCCCAUGUUCGGUACGCAACUAGAGCAGAAAAGGAGCGAGCAAUGGCGUUAAAUGGCCGACAAAUUCUACCUGGAGUCAUGGUUGGCGUAGUUGAAUGCAAGGACCCGCCCAGAAUGACUGUAUCUAAUCCUGGAAUAGCCUCACCCGAAAGACAUACAACAGCAAGGUCCCUAUGUCCAACACCAAUCCCAGCAGCCACAGUCCCUCAGAGGUCUAAUGGAAUUAUAGCAAAGGCCUUGGAUUAUGUAUUAGGUUGGUGA
Molecule: messenger RNA, 303 nt
Organism: Parnassius apollo (apollo)
Lineage: Eukaryota; Metazoa; Arthropoda; Insecta; Lepidoptera; Papilionidae
Source: the annotation of a GenBank genome assembly